Cryphonectria parasitica EP155 is the source of this 2584-nucleotide messenger RNA. RefSeq names its product ATP-dependent metallopeptidase Hfl. Gene Ontology annotation, biological process: mitochondrion organization; protein quality control for misfolded or incompletely synthesized proteins. Bases 151 to 2139 code for a protein of 662 amino acids. Gene Ontology annotation, molecular function: ATP hydrolysis activity; ATP binding; metalloendopeptidase activity. The transcript has 2 exons. Gene Ontology annotation, cellular component: mitochondrial inner membrane. NCBI's taxonomy places the organism in Eukaryota, Fungi, Ascomycota, Sordariomycetes, Diaporthales, Cryphonectriaceae. The record is from RefSeq and is a predicted model, not a curated record.
ACUGCAUUGGGUCUCCGUAGCGCCGGUCUUCACUCGUCGCCUUUCCCGCAGCGAUCCUCUUGGACUCCAGUCAGUCGUGCCAUCGGUCUCUCGCCUUACAUUCGUCUCCUGCAGACCCGCAAUCUCAGCAAUGGUGGAAUAUCUCGCAACAUGCUUGCCAACCUCGAGGCUGCCGCCAACCGGAAUCCCAACAGCGCCACCGCCCAGAAUGCUUUCUAUCAGGUUCUUCUCAAGGCCAACAUGCCCGCCAUUGUCAUUGAGCGAUACCAGUCUGGUCGAUAUGCCAAGAACCAGGCCGUCGAGGAGGCAUAUGCAAAGUCCUUGUCCAUGUUGACUGGCAAUAAACUAGGAGACUCCAGCGCCCUUACGGGCCAGACGGGCGGUCUCAGCAACGAACAGGUUCAGGCUAUCGGUCAGGCUGUCGCAGCUCAACACAAGGGAGGCAACAUUGCGAUCUCAGCUCCCCAGGGCUCAGGUGUCGCCAAGGAUGGCCGUAUUCAUGUCCUCGUGGACGAGUCCCUCGGCUCGACCAUUUUCAAAUGGGUUCGCUUCCUCUUGAUCUUUGGUUUCGUCUGCUAUCUCAGCCUGAUCGUUGUGUCAAUGCUGGUCGAAUCUCUCAACUCCAUCAAACGGACUGGAACAGCCCGGGCCGAUGCCGAAGUCAAGGCCGAGAACCAGAAGGCCCGCUUUGCGGAUGUGCACGGUUGCGAGGAGGCCAAAGAGGAGCUGCAGGAGCUGGUGGAAUUCCUCAAGAACCCCGAGAAGUUCUCUACGCUGGGUGGCAAGCUGCCCAAGGGUGUCCUCCUUGUUGGCCCUCCUGGAACAGGCAAGACCCUUCUCGCAAGGGCGGUCGCUGGUGAGGCCGGCGUGCCUUUCUUCUACAUGUCUGGGAGCGAGUUCGACGAGAUCUAUGUCGGCGUCGGUGCCAAGCGUGUGCGCGAUCUCUUCAACGCUGCGAGGUCCAAGUCGCCAGCUAUCAUCUUCAUCGACGAGCUGGAUGCGAUAGGUGGCAAGCGCAACACGCGAGACAGCACCUAUGUGAAACAGACGCUGAAUCAGCUGUUGACCGAGCUGGACGGUUUCGACCAGAGCAGUCAAGUCAUCAUCCUCGCCGCCACCAACUUCCCCCAGCUUCUGGACAAGGCCCUCACCCGGCCUGGUCGCUUCGAUCGUCAUGUGCAGGUUGACCUUCCCGAUGUCCGUGGCCGGCUGGCCAUUCUGAAGCACCACGCCAAGAAGGUGAGGCUGAUGGAGGGCAUGAACCUGCAGGAGCUGGCCCAAGGAACGUCCGGCCUGUCAGGCGCGGAACUCGAGAACAUUGUCAACUCUGCAGCGAUCCACGCCAGCAAGAACAAAUCCCCCGUCGUCACCAUGAAGGAUCUGAUCUGGGCCAAGGACAAGGUCAUCAUGGGUGCUGAGAAGAGAAGCAUGGUCAUUAGCGAGAACGAGAAGCUGAUGACCGCUUAUCACGAGGCUGGUCAUGCUCUUAUGGCUCUGUACAGCGUGAGGCAGUCGGUCCCACUCUACAAGGUCACGAUCCUGCCGCGCGGCAUGAGUCUUGGGCACACAGCUUUCCUGCCGGAGAUGGACAAGCACUCGUACAGCUCAUCCGACUAUGUUGCCAGGAUUGACACGGCUCUCGGCGGCAAGGUGGCAGAGGAACUCGUGUACGGCAACGACAUGGUGACCUCUGGGGUCAGCGGGGAUCUCAACAGCGCCACAGACACCGCCUUCCAAAUGGUCGCCUAUUUCGGUAUGGGCAACAGCCUUGCUCCCAUGGACUUUGGCUCGAGAUACGACACGCUCAGCCCAGCUACUCGGGCCCAGGUCGAGAACGAAGUGCAGCGAGUGCUCAAUGAGGCUUAUGGGCGCACCAAGAAGCUGUUGACAGAGAAGCGCAAGGAGCUCGACCUCUUGGCACAGGCCCUCGUCGACUACGAGACCCUGGACAAGGAGGAGGUCAAGAAGGUGAUCAAGGGGGAGACACUGGCUGAUCGAAUGAAGAUGCCAAGGGACGGCACAAUGAGCGUGCCGGUGACACCGGAUCCCAUCGAUGCCCUCCCGCCGAUCCCGGGUCGAGGACAUGAGGGCGAGAAUGGCUCGGGGGCGCCACCGCCUGCACCCCCAGCUAUGGCUUAAAGCUUAGUCAAGGUAGGCUUGGUUGGUCCAACCCGUGCGCCCAUUCACUGUGAUGGCCCGUUGGGAAGGACUGCCGAGGUUGGGGCAAAAAGAUCUCGAAAAAGAACUGCCUCUGACACCGAAGCGUGUGUCAUGAACGGGCAUGUAAAAUGUACUAUCGAAUAGGGUAUUGGACGGCAAGGGGCUCAAGAAGACGAGUCUCAUCAUAUCAGGUUUUAGGAGGGAUUAUUGCAUCACGAUUAUUAUUGUUUUUUUUUCAGAGCGCAUCUGAAAGCAGCCGUUCUUUUUGUGGACGCGCCUUGAUGAAUCCUCCAAAAAGAAUCCAGCAAGACUAUUCAACUCAUCUUCACAAACCUCGGUGGUGAUAUCGUGAUGUUUUGGUUCAUAGGUUAUACAGGGCUCAACCACCUGUUUUAUCUACAAGAAGAGAAACAAAAGUCACCUC